Molecule: messenger RNA, 2349 nt
Organism: Chelmon rostratus (copperband butterflyfish)
Lineage: Eukaryota; Metazoa; Chordata; Actinopteri; Chaetodontiformes; Chaetodontidae
Product: adenosine kinase-like
Exons: 11
Coding region: 199-1272 (357 amino acids)
Biological process (GO): purine ribonucleoside salvage
Cellular component (GO): nucleus; cytosol
Molecular function (GO): adenosine kinase activity
Source: RefSeq, a predicted model, not a curated record
GUCGGGGGAAAGUAACCAGCUAAUUACGAACACAAGCCCUGAGCACAACCAUUAAUUUUCUCUCCAGGUCGCAUGCUGUCGACCAGUUUCUCCACCACCAUCUGUGGGGAAGGAAGCCGCAGCCUCGUACUACUCUGCCCCAGCAGUAAGGAGUGGCUUCCCAGGCUCCAGAGCGUCAACACCGCCGCUGCCGAAUAAAUGUCUGACGAAGAACUAAACAUGUCGACAGGGAGGAAAACACCGUUAAGUGAAAACACGCUCUUUGGGAUGGGAAAUCCCUUGCUUGACAUUUCAGCUGUUGUGGACAAAGAUUUCCUUGAUAAGUUUGGACUGAAGCCGAAUGACCAGAUCCUCGCUGAGGACAAACACAAAGCCCUGUUUGAAGAAAUUGUCAAGAGGAACAAAGUUGAAUACCACGCCGGUGGUUCGACCCAGAACUCGGUGAAAAUUGCUCAGUGGAUGAUCCAGAAACCCCACAAGGUGGCUACCUUCUUCGGGUGCAUCGGUACCGACCGCUUUGGGGAGAUCCUGAAGAAGAAGGCCGAAGAAGCCCACGUCGACGCACAUUACUACGAACAGAACGAGGAGCCGACUGGUACCUGCGCGGCCUGUAUCACCGGGGACAAUAGGUCCCUUGUUGCUAACCUGGCAGCGGCAAACUGCUACAAAAAGGAAAAACACCUGGACUUGGACAGCAACUGGGAGCUGGUGAAGAAAGCCAAGGUCUAUUAUAUUGCGGGUUUUUUCCUGACCGUGUCCCCGGAGUCGAUCCUGAAGGUGGCGAAGCACGCUUCAGAUAACAACAAAAUCUUCUGCAUGAACCUCUCAGCGCCUUUCAUCAGCCAGUUCUUUAAAGAGCCCUUGAUGAAGGUCAUGCCUUAUGUCGACAUCUUGUUUGGCAACGAGACGGAGGCGGCCACAUUUGCCAAAGAGCUGGGCUUUGAGACAGAUGACAUUGCGGAGAUUGCAAAGAAAACCCAAAACCUCCCCAAGGACAACACGAAGAGGCAACGAGUGGUGGUCUUCACCCAGGGCAAGGAUGACACUGUUGCAACUGUCGGUGAGAGGGUGACCAUGUUUCCUGUUGUGGACAUCGACCAGAACGAUAUCGUGGACACUAACGGAGCGGGAGACGCCUUCGUGGGAGGAUUCCUCUUUGCGUUGGUCCAAGAGCGCGCGCUGGAGGAGUGCAUCCGGGCCGGACACUACGCCGCCAACGUCAUCAUCAGACGGGUCGGAUGCACCUUCCCAGAGAAGCCAGACUUUCACUGAUGCAACCAAGCACCGCAUAUUUGUCUUUUCCACAAGAUACUUGUAUAUGUAUGCUUCAGGAUUUUCUGUACAAUUUUGCUAUUUACAAUAACUGACUACAUGGGACUAAGUGCUGCAGCUUGAAUAUUUAAUCAAGCUCCAAUGAGCAACUCAGAUGUCUUAAUACAAUUCAAACAACGUACCAGUAGCAAAUGUUUGAAUGAUAUGGUUAUGUUUAAAGGAGCAUUCUGCUGAAAAUACAUCUUUUUUAGCAAACUGUAGGCCUGAAAGUUGGGGAAAAAAAUGUCAGAAUGUGUCACUGCGCGUGGAAACUUCUCCAAUCUUGAUCCAUAUGCUCUGUAUGUUUCAAACUCUCAGGACCUCCACAAGACAGCUACACUCCAGUUCUUUGUCCCAGUACUGCUUCCUGCUCCGAAGCCUUGCUGGAAGUAGCGUAUUUAGUGAUUUAUUUGCACAGCGACGAUAGUUUGGAUCACGCUGAAGAACUGGAUCCGCGGUGGAGAAGUGAAUUAUCCUGCAGGAUAGGUUUGAAAAGUUUCUACGGACAUAGAAAAGUGCCUCUGAAAAGUUUAUUGUUAAAUACUUCAUGAAGAACGUCAUCUGUAGUCCGCUUCCAGUUACAAUCGAUUCUCACGGUGACCCAGAGUCAUGGCCAAAAAACUUAUUUAAACGUCCGGAGAAACUUCUCAAAUCACUCCUGCUGCACAAUCCACUUUUAUUCGCCGUCGAUCCUCACGCUGACUAUUUUCCAAGCAAUUAUGGGUUUGCCAAUAAAUUGCUAAUUACACUACUUCCAUUGGAUCCUCUGAGCUAUGAGCUGGCAGUAGUGCGACACAGAAGUGGUGUGUUUAGUAGCGUAAACUAUGAGUGCCACACUUCACGAAGCAGCAGGCUACAAACUUUUUAGAGCCUUUUUCAAGCCUGCAGGGGAUGAGAGUUGUGAUACUUAGACACUAUAGAAUAUAGUACAUUUUCGGCUGAGUGUUCCUUUAAUAUUCUGCUGUCAUGCUGCAGAAUUUGUGGAUGAGGUGGUUUCAAAAGUGACAGUUUUAACAGGAUAAAAUUGGAAACUUUGUU